Grosmannia clavigera kw1407 is the source of this 1656-nucleotide messenger RNA. Its product is annotated as serine-type peptidase. Lineage: Eukaryota; Fungi; Ascomycota; Sordariomycetes; Ophiostomatales; Ophiostomataceae. Gene Ontology annotation, molecular function: serine-type exopeptidase activity; dipeptidyl-peptidase activity. The transcript is spliced from 3 exons. The record is from RefSeq and is a predicted model, not a curated record. Gene Ontology annotation, biological process: proteolysis. The coding region runs from base 1 to 1656 and encodes 551 amino acids.
AUGAUGCUCACCACAUCGCUGGCGGCGCUGCUUGCCGCCUGCGCCACGCCGGCCAUGGCAUUUCUGUCGAUGCCCAAGCUGAGGCCGCCGAUGCUGGUGGACGAGUCAUUUGAGAGCAUGACGGAACGCGGCGUCCUUGAUGGCCGCGCGGCGAGCGUCUACAAGGGCCAGACGACCUUCCAGCAGCUGCUCGACCACAAGGACCCGUCGCAGGGCACCUUCAGCCAGCGCUUCUGGUGGAGCACGCAGUACUGGGGCGGCCCGGGCUCGCCGGUGGUGUUCUUCACGCCGGGCGAGGAGCCGGCCACCAACUACACGGGCUACCUGACCAACCGGACGAUCACGGGCCAGUUUGCCCAGGCCAUCGGCGGGGCCGUCGUCAUGCUGGAGCACCGCUACUGGGGCGAGAGCUCGCCGUUUGACGACCUGACGACCAAGAACAUGCGCUUCCUCACGCUCGCCAACUCGAUCGCCGACGUGACGCACUUUGCGCGCACCGUGGAGCUGCCGUUCGACACCAACGGCACCAGCAACGCGCCGACGGCGCCGUGGGUCAUGAGCGGCGGCAGCUAUGGCGGCGCGCUGGCCGCCUAUAUCGAGCACGUCGACCCGGGCACCUUCUGGGCCUACCAUGCCAGCAGUGCUCCCGUCCAGGUGAUCGAGGACUUUUGGCAGUACUUUGAGCCCGUCAUACAGGGCCUGCCGCAGAACUGCAGCGCCGACCUGCAGCUCGUCAUCCCCCACAUCGACGACGUGCUCGCCAACGGUACCACUGCCGAGAUCCAGGCGCUCAAGGACAAGUUCGGUCUGGGCACCAUUGAGCACAGCGACGACUUUGUCGUUGCUCUCGAGAACGGUCCGUGGGACUGGCAGGAAAGCGGCUUUGACGCGGACUACUCGCCCGUCUACGAGUUCUGUGAUUAUGUCGAGAACUCGGUGGCCAGCGUGUUCGACAGCGCCACGGCCGGCGCUGAGGGAGUUGGCCUGGAGAAGGCGCUCGACGGAUAUGCCAAGUGGACGUCUGAGGUGCUGCUGCCCGGCAACUGCGAAAGCUACGGGUACUUUAGCGGCGAGCUCAACACGGUCUGCUUCGAGACGUACAACGGCAGCAACCCGGUCUUCACGGACACGAGGGUGGACAACCCGGUGGGCCGCCAGUGGACCUGGAUUCUGUGCAACGAGCCCUUUGGUUUCUGGCAGGACGGCGCGCCGGACGACAUGCCGACGAUCGUGUCGCGGCUGUCCACCAAGGCCUACUGGGAGCGUCAGUGCGCCCUCUACUUCCCGACCGAGGACGGCUACACCUAUGGUCAGGCUUCCGGUGCCACCGCCGACAAAUUCAACGCCUACGGUGGCGGCUGGUCCGUGGAGAACCGCACCCGGCUCAUCUGGACCAACGGCGAGUUCGACCCCUGGAAGGACGCCACCAUGUCGUCGGAGAACCGUCCCGGCGGACCGCUGGUCUCGACCUCUGACCAGCCCGUCAACGUCAUCCCCGCCGGCGUGCACUGCAGCGACCUGAUCUACGACAACGGCCUGGACAAUGCCGGCGCCAUGGCCGUCAUCCAGAAAGAGAUCGCCGUCAUCAAGGCCUGGGUCGAGGAGUUUUACACCGCCAAGAACAAGGCCAAGCGGUCCCAGUCGUUCCAGGCCUAA